Messenger RNA from Crotalus tigris (Tiger rattlesnake), 608 nucleotides. Its product is annotated as myelin transcription factor 1-like protein. Bases 72 to 356 code for a protein of 94 amino acids. The record is from RefSeq and is a predicted model, not a curated record. The transcript has 4 exons. Lineage: Eukaryota; Metazoa; Chordata; Lepidosauria; Squamata; Viperidae. Gene Ontology annotation, molecular function: zinc ion binding. Gene Ontology annotation, biological process: regulation of DNA-templated transcription. Gene Ontology annotation, cellular component: nucleus.
GGAUAAAAUGGAAUUAAAAUAUUGUCUAUAAAUACAGAGCCCGUAUCUGUCUGUGCAUUGAUAGUCUGUGCAUGAAGGAUAAGAGCAUUGACUGCCUGCUAAUCUAUUCCCAGAUGGAGGUGGAGGCAGACGAGAAGCGCCAUCGCACACGGUCCAAAGGUGUUCGAGUUCCCGUGGAACCAGCCAUACAAGAGCUGUUCAGCUGCCCUACUCCUGGCUGUGAUGGCAGUGGUCAUGUUAGUGGCAAAUAUGCAAGACACAGAAGGUGGGUGAAGUUGCCAGAAAGAAUGCCUAGGAAAUUUUGCUAUGCAUUUUCCAUUGGUUUGAUUUUGGUGUCUAAACAUGGAACAGAGUAGUCAUGCAUACAUAAUUUGUAUAUAUAAUAUGCUAUGUCUUUCGGUUUCAUGCUUGCUUUUACAUCAACAAUGGCCAUAUUUAUUGCAAAAAAGCAUUGAACAGAAUACACUGAUUGGAGGAUGAAAAUUGUUUUUGUCAUGCCCUUUAAUAUGUAUAUGUAGUACCCCAGAUGUUCAUCAGUUUCUAAUAUGUAUAUAUAUAUUGUAUUAAAGGAAUCAAUAAAACCCCAAUCUUGUAAUAAACUACACAAA